AUGAGCGGCGGCGGCGCGGGGCCGGGCCCGGGCUCGGGGUCCUCCUCGGCCGCCUUCCGCUUCGCGCACUACUUCGUGCUGUGCGGGAUCGACGCGGACAGCGGGCUGGAGCCUGACGAGCUGGCGGUUUUGUACCAAUGGCUAGAAGCAGAUCGUCAUGGCCACAGCCAAGAUGCUGCCAAUACGACCUCAGGUGAAAAUUUUGACCAGAGUCCUUUGAGAAGAACAUUCAAGUCCAAAGUCCUGGCCCACUACCCGCAGAGUGUGGAAUGGAACCCUUUCGACCAGGAUGCAGUGAGCAUGCUGUGCAUGCCCAAAGGACUGUCCUUCCGAACUCAAGCCGACGAGAGGGAGCCUCAGUUCCACUCGUUCAUCAUCACCCGGGAGGACGGCUCCCGCACCUACGGCUUCGUGCUGACCUUCUUCGAGGAGGUGGCCAGCAAGCAGAUCUGCACGGCCAUGCAGACGCUCUACCAGAUGCACAAUGCCGAACAGCAGGGCAGUGCCUCGUCCUCCUGCAGCCUGGACUCGCUGGCCAGCAGCCUGGACGACGGGGACGCCAUGUCCCUGCAGAAGCUCCAGCGCGACAACUCCUAUGACAUCACCAGAGACACCCUGUACGUGUCCAAGAGCAUCUGCCUCAUCACACCGCUGCCCUUCAUGCAGGCCUGCCGCAAGUUCCUCUCCCAGCUUCACCGCGCUGUGACCUCUCAGCAGCCCCCGCCCCUGCCGCUCGAGAGCUACAUCCACAAUGUCCUCUAUGAGGUGCCGCUGCCGCCCGCGGGCCGGUCCCUCAAGUUCUAUGGGGUGUAUGAGCCCAUCAUCUGUCAGAGGCCGGGGCCCGACGAGCUGCCACUGUCCGACUACCCGCUGCGGGAGGCGGUGGAGCUGCUGGGGCUGGAGAACCUGGUGCAGGUGUUCACCUGUGUGCUGCUGGAGAUGCAGAUCCUGCUCUACUCGCAAGAUUACCAGCGCCUGAUGACUGUGGCUGAGGGCGUCACAGCCCUCCUGUUCCCUUUCCAGUGGCAACAUGUCUACGUGCCCAUCCUCCCCGCCUCCCUGCUGCAUUUCCUCGAUGCUCCAGUCCCCUACCUGAUGGGUCUUCAGUCAAAAGAAGGAACUGACCGCUCCAAACUAGAACUUCCUCAGGAGGCCAAUUUGUGUUUUGUGGACAUUGACAACCACUUCAUCGAGUUGCCAGAGGAAUUCCCCCAGUUCCCCAACAAAGCAGCUUUCAUCCAGGAGCUCUCCGAGGUGCUGCUCCAGUUCGGGAUCGCGCCCGAGGGCCGGCUGCAGGACAGCGAGAGCGCCACCAAGCUGCAGAGCUUGGUCCUGAGCGACCUGGUCAUCGACAAGAAGAACGGCAACGUGGCCCCCAAUGACAUCAACGUGUACAACCUGCUGCAGGGCAACGAGACCCUCGCCCGCCUGCACGCUCUGGCUAAGCGGACCGGGGUGGCCGUGGAAAGCAUGAGCCUGCCCAGCUCCCUGGGUGACAAGGAUGUGAAACUGCAGUGCGAGGGGGCCGAGCUGCGGGACCACCAGCUCAAUGUGCAGCUCCGGGAGGUGUUUGCCAACCGCUUCACACAGAUGUUCGCAGACUACGAGGCCUUCGUCAUCCAGACGGCGCAGGACAUGGAGUCCUGGCUGACCAACCGCGAGCAGAUGCAGAACUUUGACAAAGCCUCCUUCCUGUCUGACCAGCCGGAACCAUACCUGCCCUUCCUUUCACGCUUCAUUGAAACACAGAUGUUUGCCACCUUCAUUGAUAAUAAAAUCAUGUCUCAGUGGGAAGAGAAGGAUCCUCUGCUGCGAGUCUUUGACUCCCGGAUUGAGAAGAUCCGACUAUACAAUGUGAGGGCGCCCACCUUGAGGACAUCCAUCUACCAGAAGUGUAGCACCUUGAAGGAAGCAGCCCAGUCAAUUGAGCAGCGACUGAUGAAAAUGGAUCACACUGCGAUCCACCCACAUCUGCUGGACAUGAAAAUUGGUCAAGGCAAAUACGAGCAAGGCUUCUUUCCAAAGUUGCAGUCUGAUGUCUUGGCAACAGGACCAACUAACAACAACCGCUGGGUCAGCCGCAGCGCCACCACUCAGCGCAGGAAGGACCGACUCCGCCAGCACCCCGAGCAUGUGGGACUGGAUAACGACCUCCGAGAGAAAUACAUGCAAGAAGCACGAAGCUUAGGAAAAAACCUGAGGCAACCCAAACUGUCAGACCUCUCUCCCGCAGUGAUCGCACAGACCAACUCCAAGUUUGUCGAAGGCUUAUUGAAAGAAUGCAGGAUGAAGACCAAGCGCAUGCUGGUGGAGAAGAUGGGCCACGAGGCUGUGGAGCUGGGUCACGGGGAGGCCAACAUCACCGGCCUGGAGGAGAACACCUUGAUUGCCAGCCUCUGUGACCUGCUGGAAAGGAUAUGGAGCCACGGCCUGCAGGUCAAGCAGGGGAAGUCAGCUUUGUGGUCCCACUUAAUUCAAUUCCAGGACAGAGAAGAGAAGCAGGAACACCUUGCCGAAUCCCCAGUGGCCCUUGGACCAGAAAGAAGGAAAUCUGACUCCGGAGCCGUGUUGCCAACGCUGAGGGUCUCUCUCAUCCAGGACAUGAGGCACAUCCAGAACAUGAGCGAGAUCAAGACUGACGUGGGGCGCGCACGGGCCUGGAUACGCCUAUCUCUGGAAAAGAAGCUCUUGUCCCAGCACCUCAAGCAGUUGCUCUCCAACCAGCUGCUCACCAAGAAGCUCUACAAGCGCUAUGCUUUUCUUCGUUGUGAGGAAGAAAGGGAGCAGUUCCUCUAUCACCUUCUUUCGCUCAAUGCCGUGGACUACUUCUGCUUCACCAGCGUGUUCACCACCAUCAUGAUUCCGUACAGGUCGGUGGUCAUCCCCAUCAAGAAGCUGAGCAACGCCAUCAUCACGUCCAACCCUUGGAUCUGCGUCUCAGGGGAGCUCGGGGACACGGGCGUCAUGCAGAUCCCCAAAAGCCUGCUGGAGAUGACCUUUGAGUGCCAGAACCUGGGGAAGCUGACAACCGUCCAGAUUGGUCACGAUAACUCAGGACUUCUGGCCAAAUGGCUCCUGGACUGUGUCAUGGUCAGAAAUGAAAUCACAGGACACACCUACAGGUUCCCAUGUGGGCGCUGGCUGGGGAAGGGUGUCGAUGAUGGCAGCCUGGAGAGGAUUCUGAUAGGAGAACUAAUGGUGUCGGCGGCAGAAGAGGACCUGGCCAAGCAGUGCCGGACGCCCCCCCAACAGAAAUCACCCACGACGGCCCGGAGACUGAGUGUCACCUCGCUGACGGGAAAGAACGCCAAGCCCAAUGCGGGGCAGAUCCAAGAGGGAAUCGGGGAAGCUGUGAACAACAUCGUGAAACAUUUUCACAAGCCUGAGAAAGAGAGGGGGAGCCUCACGGUGCUGCUGUGUGGUGAGAACGGGCUGGUGGCGGCCCUGGAGCACGUCUUCCAUCACGGCUUCAAGUCUGCCCGCAUCUUCCACAAGAAUGUCUUCAUCUGGGACUUCAUAGAGAAAGCGGUUGCUUAUUUUGAAACCACUGACCAGAUUCUAGACAGUGAAGAUGACGUCCUCCUCCAGAAGUCAUCCAGCAGAACUUUCUGCCACUAUGUCAGCGCCAUCAACACCGCGCCCAGGAGCAUCGGGAAGGAUGGCAAAUUCCAGAUCUUAGUUUGCCUGGGAACACGGGACCACCUGCUCCCACAGUGGAUCCCGCUGCUGGCCGAGUGUCCCGCCAUCGCUCGCAUGUACGAGGAGAGCGCCCUGCUGCGAGACCAUAUGACUGUCAACUCCCUCAUCCGCGUCCUGCAGACCAUUCAGGACUUCCCCAUCGUCCUGGAAGGGUCCCUCAUCAAAGGAGUGGAUGUGUGACCCCGUGGCUAGGACCUCAGUCCAGACCUUGGUUCCCGAGCCUCCCCCUCUACAGCACCGACUGAACAGCUCACGAGCCUCCCGGGGGAGCGGCCCCCACCGGAACAGCCCUGGCGCUGCAGACAAGGCAAAACACUGUAUUGUAGUUCAUUUGAACCUGGAAUUUAGUAUAAAAUAGAGUAUUUUCAUGUGGUAGAUGUGUGUAAAUAUGCUCUCUUCUUGAAGAAAUUAUAUUACUCUAAUAAGAUACUUUUCUUAGAUUGAAUAUUCCUGUGACUUAAAAUUAGUAGCUUAAAAGCAUAGGGAGCUGGGGGUGGGGGCAGAGUGGCGCUAGUCAGGAACAAGCCCGGAAACCUGUCAACACAGUGAACCUGCGGCUUCCACGCCUCUGACUGUGAAUGUAAACGGCAUCAUCUACAAGCGGGGCGUCCUCGCUGGUAUCUUUUAAGUUACAGAUGAUUUCAUACAAUUGAAUUGAGUCAUUCUCCAGGCUUUUGGGAAAAAACUUCCAUCCACAAGAUGAAGCUGUAAUUCAGAUAUCUGAGUCCUGACCCCAAGGAGCUUGGCUGAAGAACUGGCAGGAGAACACACGGAGCGCCGAGAGUGUAUUACGUGGUGGGAUUAUAACUUCUUUACACUGUGGAAGAUUAGCCCGGACUCACUUCAUUCUUGGCAUUUUUACUCUUAUUAUUUGAGGUACUUUGGGGAGAUACGAGUUUCACAGUGUUGGCCUCGACAUCUGAAGGACCAGAAACAGCAAUAGUAUCCAGUCCUUUCCUUCACUGUCCUCCCAUCAGGAGCCUGCCUGGCGCCCCUCAGGAAAGCAGGGCCAUCCAGCAUGGGUGCCCCGCCUGCCUCUCCUGCCUGCCUCUCCUGCCCGUCCCCCCAGGAAGUGACAGGAGUGUGGGGUGGAGGAGAGGCCUUCCUGGGCUUGGAACCUUUUUGUGAAGGUGUUUGUUGACUGUGAAAAUGAAAAUAACAGGAGGGGAAGAAAGAACCAGCCCUCUGUGGGGGUUCAGGGCCAGACUUAGGCCUUCUAAGAGCUGGUGUCAGGGCACAGACUUGGAAAAUGAAACGAAAGCAGAGCCUCAGUUGGAGAGAGCAAGGGCUGUGAGUGGCUGCAGCUGGGCGUUUUCUCAGGAAGUCCCAUAGAUGCGGCAGCUGGUCACCUCAGCCAGGGCUGCUGCCUGACACCCCUCCCCAGGUGGCCUGGGGCUUGGGAGGAAGAGCUGCAUUGAGGGAAAAGCAAUGAGGAAGGGUGCUGGCCUACUCGCAUCAGACCAGUGAACAGAAACCGCGGAAGAACCCACCUAGGAUUUAUGCUGGUCAGCCUUCCCAUAGGCUGUGCUCCUGACAAGCUGGGAAGGCCGACAGAGGACAGUUACAGCCUCCUUGUCUUGUGGGUGGGAACGCAUAAGAGAUUCAGUGCUGCCCCACAGCUGGCCAGUCACCACACAGGUCUAACUCGCAUCUUUCGGUUACACCAGGCUGUGUGAGGUCAGCCUCCAGGACACUCAUAUCAGUGGUAUUUUUACCCUUGGAUCUUGAUUGACCCAGCUACACAGCUAGGAAACAAGGAUCAGCACUCUUUGUGAUUAUCAUGCAUAAACAUUAAUAUUCAUUUAACAAAUUGUUCCCCAGUGAUUGAGAAAGGGUAUCUCUUGUGAAAACUAAGAGCAAAAUUGGAUUUGGGAGUCUGCGGAUAAAUCCAUUACUUUAAAAAGUAAUAGCCCCCAAAAUAGUUAAUCUUCCAGUAUCCUCCCACUCUGCUUAGCGGGGUGACUGAUUUCAGAAGAAAGAAACUCACAGGAACUGACAUCCAGGGAGGCCAGGUGCUGCUGGGGCUCCAAACAGCCAGCUUCCACUCCCAGCUCCCAAAGGCACCUCCAGCCCCCAUGCCUGGUCCUGGCGGGGGCAAGUCUUGGCCUUUCAGAAGACACUUAGCACUCAUAAACAACAAAAGCCCAAAGGGUCUAAGAUGAUAAACAAGAAGGAUAUAGCAUAAGCUACAUCUGGGGCUCACCUGAGAUGUCAUUAUAAAGAAAUAAGACUCAGGCCUGUUCUAUCUGACCCGGGCUCGCAUGUUUUGAGGGCAGCAGUGGAAUCCUUGGAGAAAAUGUACCGAGCCCUCCAGGGAAGCUGACUUGGGAUGACCAUACACAUGGCCUCUCUGCCCUGCCAACUUUCCAAGUUAGCAUUUGGUUCUAUGGUCGCACCUCAAGGUGAAAGUAAAUGAAAGUCAAUUUUAAUUGACCCCCCCCCAAACAAACUAAAAGGAAUGCUGAGAACCAUUACUAGUGUUAGUAGCGUAAGAAGUAGUUUUAAAGUUAAUUUGCCACAAACAUUACCUCUUGAGUUUUCCAGUGUCCUGGAGGCCUAGUUGGCUGUGCUCCAUGGCAAUGCCCUCGUUGCUGUGUAGGACCUAAGGCGGGGCUGGUUCACCAGCACCGCAGGCUACGCAGCCCAGUGUGACCUGUGCGUGAGGGGCUCCAGAUGGGGAGCUCCAAGCCCUGCCCACCUCCUUCUGCCGGGCCAGAGUUGAUACAGAAACCCAAAAUUUGCAAAAGUUUGUCAUUUCCCUCUAAAAUGUACUUUAAAUGUUUCAUGUUUUUGUCCUUUUGUGACCCUGUGGUGUUUACUUUAGAGUGAUAUUUUUUUAAUCACUUUAAUGAGGUUCUGUCGCACUAUGUGGAUGAUAUGGGCACUGGACAGCCUGCUUCCUCUUUCAGCAAUAAAGCUCUGUUGUUGUAAAUGGGUGUGGAAAGGGGGAGAGACUGUCCCUCCCAGCCCGGUGAGCCUGUGCUGACACCUCUAAGACAUUUGGAAACAUGUGGCCAUAGGCCAGGACGAGCUUUGAGUGUCCCUCUUCAUGAUGAAGUAACUUCUGCUAAGAAUUGUGACUUUUCAGUAGACUUUCACUUAGAGAACUGUGAGUAUUUUCUCUGUAAGGUUUACAGAAACUAGUCUAUCCUCACCUUGCCAAGGGGCUGUCUGAAGCACAGCUGCUUCUUUUUCAGUGUUAACACACCUUCACUACUUGAGAACGGAGGCUUGAGCUCUUCUCUACUUUUAUAAAGCGUACCCGGUCUCCCAAUCAUCCAGGUCUUUUAAAGCUUACAAGUAUUUGUUUCUUCUAUGAGUAUUUCGUCCAUGACCAUUUAGCAUAAAAAUACAAAUAAAAAAUAGCUGACAAGGUAGGGUCCCUUAUUCCUACCAAAAUGCAUUAAGCUGAUGUCCAAGCUUUUGGAAGACGGGGCUGAUGGGUGUGAUGAGAAGACUUAUCAGAGCUGACCGUCCUUGCAAGCAUACAUUUUGAUAGGCUUCAGAAAGAAAAUGCUGAGCAAUUAAUACCAGAGUGAAAAAAAAUCACAAAAUGUGUUCUCAUUUGGAGGAAUCCAGGGUAUCCUUGGGUUAUGGGCAGGAAUCACAUCUAGUCCAGUUACCUGAAUGUAUGUGUGUGGCGCCUGUCCUUAUUCCCAGCACCACAUCUGUUCCCAGUAGAGCGGUAUGGAAAGGUGUUUCUGUUGUCAAGCCAAUGAAGGUGUUCAACAUACAGAAAAACUCUGUGCCACGCCUGAGCCAUGUAGAAAUGUGUCCUGUGUAUCUUUUUUUUUUAAAAUGAGCAUUUCUGCAUUUAAAUUAUAUUGUUUUUCUUUGUGUUGUUAACAAAAUGCACCAUAACUGGAUUUUCUUUUCCUCAUCUGAACAUAAUAUAAAAUGUAAAGAGUAUUGUGAUAUCCUGCACUUUAACAUACAUAUCAGAGAAACUCACCUGGGUUUUUCAGGUUUUGGAGUACAUUUAAAUAUGACUUUUCAUGCUUUGUUCUUUACAAAUAAAACUGUG
This is a messenger RNA of Talpa occidentalis (Iberian mole), 7723 nucleotides long. It is a transcript of the gene DENND5B, whose product is annotated as DENN domain containing 5B. The record is from RefSeq and is a predicted model, not a curated record. Gene Ontology annotation, molecular function: small GTPase binding; guanyl-nucleotide exchange factor activity. NCBI's taxonomy places the organism in Eukaryota, Metazoa, Chordata, Mammalia, Eulipotyphla, Talpidae. The coding region runs from base 1 to 3879 and encodes 1292 amino acids. The transcript is spliced from 22 exons.